This is a messenger RNA of Mandrillus leucophaeus (drill), 1830 nucleotides long. RefSeq names its product neuroblastoma breakpoint family member 6-like. The record is from RefSeq and is a predicted model, not a curated record. NCBI's taxonomy places the organism in Eukaryota, Metazoa, Chordata, Mammalia, Primates, Cercopithecidae.
AUGGAGAUUGUUCAGCAGGAGGAGGAGUCUGAGCUACAGGCAGAGCCUUCUGCUCCAAGCUCUGGCACCUUAAACUUUGUUUUUACAGUUAAAGACUUUCAGGUGUUGGGUGUUGAUCAAGUUUUUCUGAACAUCCCUGGCUCUACCUCUUCUUCCACAAACGUCAGCAUAGCAGAAUCUGUCAGCCCUUUGUCCAGUAAGAGAGCAGAAAUGAACAUCCUAGAAAUCAACCAGGAAUUGCGCUCACAGCUGAAAAUGAGUGAACAGCAGUUCUAGGACCUCAAAGAGAAAUUUCUUGUCUCUGAAGCUCCUGCCUACUGUCUGACCAACCAGUUACAGAAAUACAAGUGUGAGGAGCACAAAGGCAUCACAGAAUCUGUGCUGGGGGAGAAGAUGCAGUUCAAGGAGGAGAAGCUGGCAGAGAAGUCGACACAAGCUGAGGAGCUCAGGCGAUACAAAGCCUUAGUUCACUCUCAGGCACUAGAGCUGACCCAGCUGAGGAAGAAGUUACGGGAAGGGAGAGAGGCCUCCCUCUUACUCAGUCAGCAUCUCAAGGCCCUUCUCACUGAUGAUGACCCUGACAACCACCAGGGGCAGGACCUCCGAGAGCAGCUGGCUGAGGGGCGCAGGCUGGCAGAGUGCCUUGUCCGCAAGCUCAGCCCAGAAAAUGAUGAAGUUGGGAAUGAAGAUGCUAAAGAUGAGAAAGUUGAAAAGGUCCAAGGACCACUUGCCUCCAGGGAGGUACAGGAGACUGAAGAAAAGGAAGUCCCUCAGAACUCACUGGAGGAAUAUUCUGCCACUUGUUCAAUUUGUCAUGACCCUUCUGACUCCCACCAGCCUCAGAGGAGUGCCAGAAUCACACCCGAGGAAGAGAAAGUCAACUUUGCUCUGGAUGUAUGCAGUGAAUCUUCACAUUACGAAGAAGAGGAGGAAGUGCUAAACAUUCUCCCAGAAAAUCACAAUGAUAAUGAGGAAGAGGAAGGGAAACAGUCAGUGUCCCCCAGUAUCCUGCAAUCAGUUGACCCAAGUGAACUCACCAAACUCAUGGAUUUUUUGAUAUCACCUGUCCUCUUCCAUGUGGUUAAAUCCAGGCUGAGAUACACCCUGUUAGGUGUCAACUUGUUGGCAAGAGUCUGUAGUCCCCGGCCCCCUUGGUUUAACCUUAGACCUUCCUACCCCAUCAGUCUCAGCAAGGAGGUGCCACAGGUGGCAGAGCAUGAAGUCCUCCAAGAGCCACGGGAUGAAUGUUGUUUGACUCCAUUGAUUCCUGCUGACCCAUCUGGCUCCCAUCUGUCUUACAGAAGCACCUUGUACUCAUUUGAGAAACAGCAAGUCUGCUUGGCUCUUGUGACAGAACUUGAACAUGACCAAGAGGAUGUGAAGGACCAAGACCCAUCAGGCCCUAGAUACAGCAGGCAGCUGCUGGAGGUAGAAGAGCUCGAUGUCACAGAGGACUCACUGGGUGAAAGUUACUUGACUCCUUCGACUGAAUAUGACCUAUGUGACUGCUACCAGACUUACAGUAGCACCUUGUGCUCAUUGGAGAAACAGCUCACCUGCUGUGCUCUGGAUGCAGCCUUUCCCACCCAGGAGGCCUGUCCCCAAGGGCCUUGGAGUGGAGACUUGAGUCACCACCUGUCAGAGGUGCAAUCUUCACAUGCACAGCUGGAGCCAAGCACCCUGCUGGUCAUGCUCUUCCAUGGGCCCACAGCCCUGCUGGGGUAUCUCAAACUGGGUUCGCAGGAACGAGUUGAGUUAGUAUUACUCAAGGUCAACAUCAUCUUCAUGAAUCUCAAGGCAAAAGCUGCCCUUUCUCUUCUGCUGUGUUAG